AUGAAGGACAUCAAGAGCCUUACCGGACAUGUUGCCGCUCUUACCAAAUUCAUUUCUAAGGCUACCGAUUGGUGUGCCCCAUUUUUCAAUGGUAACAAGCACAACAUCGUUUGGACUCCCAAAUGCUACAAAGCCUUUACUGAACUUAAGAACUACAUGAGUAAGGAAGCACUCCUAUCUAAACCGGAGUAUGGAGAGGCCCUUAUGAUCUAUUUAUCUAUCUUUUCCAACGCCGGAAGCACUCUUAUCUUCCACUACAGUUAG
Messenger RNA from Prunus armeniaca (apricot), 264 nucleotides. The record is from the annotation of a GenBank genome assembly. Lineage: Eukaryota; Viridiplantae; Streptophyta; Magnoliopsida; Rosales; Rosaceae.